Molecule: messenger RNA, 600 nt
Organism: Funneliformis geosporum
Lineage: Eukaryota; Fungi; Glomeromycota; Glomeromycetes; Glomerales; Glomeraceae
Source: the annotation of a GenBank genome assembly
AUGACAUUUUUAUUUGCGGGGCAUGAAACUACAAGUAAUGCAACAAGUUGUGCUUUGUUUUUGCUUGCACAACAUCCAUAUGAACAAGAUUUAUUACGUGAAGAAUUAGUUAAAGCUUUUCCCAAUAAAUCAAAAUUUAGUCCCACUUUUGAUGAAAUUAAUUCUUUGGAAUAUUUAAAUUGCAUAAUUAAAGAAAUAUUACGAUUAACUCCUCCAUCCGUGGUUAUUUUCCGAACCAGUUUUGAAGAUAAAGUUAUUGCCGGACAUUUUAUUCCAAAAGAUACUCAAAUUGACAUUCCAAUCGUAGCACUUAACAGAUUACCUUCCAUUUGGGGACCAACAGCCGAUGAAUUUGUUCCAAAAAGAUGGUUAGAUCCUUCUUUAAUUAUAACCAAUUAUAAUUAUUUGACUUUUAGUACUGGUAAUAGAGCUUGUAUAGGUAACAAAUUGGCCUUAAAUGAAUUUAAAAUAUUAUUAAGCAUGCUAGUCAGAAAUUUCGUUUUCCAACCAGUUGAAGGAUUAAAUAUCAAGAAAAAACCUGGUUUUCUUACUAAACUUGACCCAUAUCUCGAACUUAACGUUUCUAAAGUUGAAGUUUAA